AGGGUUGUGAGAAGUGAAGGUGUUGGAAAAUGGAGAAGCAGGAUGAAUGGGAGAAGCAAAAGGAGUGGGGUUGGGUGAUGGAUGCAGGGAAGAAGGUGGUAAUGGCCGGUGUUAUCAUGUCAUCUGCUCCGCUGCUACUUCCGCCCUUACUCGUUGUUUCUGCGCUCGGCUUCGCUGUCUCGCUGCCUUCCGGCCUCGUUUUAGCCUCAUACGCCUGCACUCACAAGCUCAUGACCAAGCUGCUGCCUCCUCCUCCUCCUCCUCCUCCUCCUCUUUCUGAUUAUGAUUUUGGUGUUGAUGACGAUGACGACGGUGAUGGUGAUAGUGAAGGAACAACAACAGCUGCGGAGGUCAAGAUGAGUGAGGACAUCAAGAGACAGAUUGAAAUGAGAAUUGAAUUGGUGGACGAUGAGCUGAAUCAUGAUAGAGUGACAGAAUCACUAGAGGGGGGAGAGAUGAGCAGCAACUCCUCUUCCACUGACACUAAAAAUAUUCUAGUGGAAGAGGAAGAGGAAGAGCAUCAGGAACAAGAAAAGGAAGCAGAGGAAGAGAAUGAGGAACAAGAAGAGGAAGCAGAGGAAGAGAAAGAGAAUCAGGAACAAGAAGAAGAAGCAGAGGAAGAGAAAGAGAAUCAGGAACAAGGAAAGGAAGAGGAAGAUGGAGAUGAGAUGGAGGUUUUAGGUGUACAAGGGCUAGUUUUGAAGAAUGAAAUUUAUGACGUCAACAAACCUGCUGUCAAUGUUAUUGAUCCCAAGAUAGAUGGUGACAAUUUGAAAGAGGGCAAUGGAGUAAAUGGUGGUGGGGUGGGUGAUUUUAUUUUGUUGCAGGAAGAGAUUAGUGAGGAUAAAAUUUGGGAGAAGAUAGACGCAAUAAGAGUUAUUGUAGGAUUCAAGGCUCCAAAGCGUUCCUCCUAUGUGGAAGAAGUUAAGGCCUUGUAUCUCUUCACAGGCAUCGAACCACCACCAACACAAGAUCACUCUCAUCUUACACACCUUAACUUCCUCAUGUCUGUAAUCGGAGUGAAAUGACUUUUCCAAUCUCGACUUGAUUUACUUUUUGCCUA
Salvia hispanica is the source of this 1063-nucleotide messenger RNA. Its product is annotated as nucleolin. Lineage: Eukaryota; Viridiplantae; Streptophyta; Magnoliopsida; Lamiales; Lamiaceae. The record is from RefSeq and is a predicted model, not a curated record.